CUGGACUGCAUUGGUUUGUUUGAUUCAUAAUUAAAAACAGUAUUGAAAUAAUGCCAAGGCCUUCACGCGAGUCCUACGGUGAUCAGAAACCUCCGUAUUCAUACAUAUCGCUGACAGCAAUGGCUAUUUGGAGCUCACCGGACAAAAUGCUUCCUUUAAGCGAUAUAUAUAAAUUUAUAACCGACAGAUUUCCAUACUAUCGAAAAAAUACCCAACGCUGGCAAAACUCACUGAGGCAUAAUUUAAGUUUCAACGAUUGCUUUAUUAAAGUCCCGCGACUACCAGACAGACCUGGAAAGGGCGCCUAUUGGGCUCUACACCCACAAGCAUUUGAUAUGUUUGAAAAUGGUAGCUUGCUGCGGCGAAGAAAACGCUUUAAGCUGCACAAGAAUGAUAAAAAUUUACUCAAUGAAGAAUUGACUGCACUGGCUAAUAUCAAUCGAUUUUUCUUUACCGCACGUUCCGGAAACACCAUACCACAAGUGCCGACUUUGGACAUAAAUAGUGCAACUAUGAAUAUGGAGUCCACCACGGGUUUGGUACAGUCUCCAAUUAGUUUAUCAUCAACUAUGGCACAGCAUUGCUCAUUGUCGCAUGGACAUAGUGCUUCGUUACCACAAGGCAGACAUAUUUCUUUAGCUAGCGGUGAAAACACAAAUUUGACCGAAGUUACAUUGCGCAAUCUACGCUCGUCAACAAAUCUUGAUAUGGAGGGAAUCAGUAGUUAUCGACCGAAACGGUCUUUUACAAUAGAAAGUCUAAUUACCCCCGAUAAGCCAGAGCAAAUAUCCGAGGAGGAAGAGGAUGACGACGAUCGCGCUGAUAUAGAUGUGGUGGAGUGCGAAAAUCCGCACAGUAAAAUAGCUGAUUACCCACGAAGAUCAUCCGCUGAAUACCGGCCAACAACUAUCUCUACUCGUACCGAAGAUCAACGCCAACGCCCACUACCUCCUCUGCACACAAUAACAGCUUCUGCACAUUUACCUUUUAUUCAUUAUGCUGCUGGUGUCAACGUGCCUGGCCUGAAUUCCAGCAGCAUCCAGUCGUCAGGAGUUCCCACAAUGACUUAUGAUUUGGCUAUGGCUCAUCCGCUAUUGAUGAUGUCAGCACCAAUCGGAAAUCGUGGAUCGGAAGCUCAAAAUAGAAUAAGCGCCGGUAUGCGAACAAUAUAAAAGUUAUUUCCUAGUUAUAACUAUGUAUGUACAUGAGUAAAAAAAUCUGAGCAACCACUCUUUUGUGUAAAUUAUCAUAGUUCCUUUAAUAAUACCAAUUACAUAAUAACUAGAUAAUAAUAUAAGUUUAA
This is a messenger RNA of Drosophila navojoa, 1303 nucleotides long. RefSeq names its product forkhead domain 96Ca (gene fd96Ca). Lineage: Eukaryota; Metazoa; Arthropoda; Insecta; Diptera; Drosophilidae. Gene Ontology annotation, molecular function: RNA polymerase II cis-regulatory region sequence-specific DNA binding; DNA-binding transcription factor activity, RNA polymerase II-specific. The record is from RefSeq and is a predicted model, not a curated record. Gene Ontology annotation, biological process: regulation of transcription by RNA polymerase II; cell differentiation; anatomical structure morphogenesis.